This is a messenger RNA of Temnothorax curvispinosus, 381 nucleotides long. RefSeq lists its product as uncharacterized. The coding region runs from base 1 to 381 and encodes 126 amino acids. The record is from RefSeq and is a predicted model, not a curated record. The transcript has a single exon. NCBI's taxonomy places the organism in Eukaryota, Metazoa, Arthropoda, Insecta, Hymenoptera, Formicidae.
AUGAAUGCGGGCCUUAAUCAAGUCUGGAGUGAGGGAUGUAUUCCUAAGGAUUGGAGAACUUCAAUUAUAGUCCUUCUAUAUAAGAGAGGAGAGGUAAAUAAGGUUGGAAACUACAGGGGAAUCUCUUUCCUGUGCUCAGCCUAUAAAAUAUAUGCGAAGAUAAUCAGAAGGUUGGAGAAGAUUGUGGUACAAAAAGGUUUGCUGCCGGAGAGUCAAGCGGGAUUUAGGAAAGGACGUUCAACGAUGGAUAACAUUUUUGUAUUGGAUCAUCUAACACACAGGGAGGAUAAGGUUGGAAAGAAGGACAAGGUCUAUGCGUUCUUUGUUGACUUGAAGGCGGCUUUUGAUAAUGUAGAGAGGUCAGCUGUGGAAGAUUCUUAG